Molecule: messenger RNA, 595 nt
Organism: Suillus subaureus
Lineage: Eukaryota; Fungi; Basidiomycota; Agaricomycetes; Boletales; Suillaceae
Exons: 7
Cellular component (GO): fungal-type vacuole membrane
Source: RefSeq, a predicted model, not a curated record
AUGUCUGUGGCUCAGCCCAGAAUUCGUGAUGCGCUUGUGGCGCACGAGAAGUCAAAUGCUCUGGAAGAGCUGGGACAUGUGCAUUCAUCGAAUUCCUCGCCAGUUUUUUCGGAAUCUGACCCUCCAGAUGGCGGAUUUUGGGCAUGGGCAACUGCUUUCGGGUGUUUUUUGAUACAGUUUUGUGGUUUUGGAUACGUAUCGUCUUUUGGAGUGUAUCAAGAUUUUUACACGCGAAUUUACCUGGCCAACCAACCACCAUCUGCAAUAUCGUGGAUUGGUGCAUUGACCUCGUUCCUGGCAGAUAAUGUCACCUUGAUCUCAGGACCGCUGUACGACAGAGGAUGGUUUUACCAAUUGAUGAUUGUGGGGUCGGCCCUCCAAUCACUAUCCUUGUUCGCUCUGUCCUUUGCAAAGCCUGGCCAGUUUUACUUGAUUUUGAUGGUUCAAGGUGUCUUUUCUGGGUUUGGGAUGGGCCUAACGUAUGGUCCCUGCAUGGCAGUCAUCUCUCAGCACUUCUCCAAAAGACGCACGUUGGUAAUGUCUCUCGUCGCAGUCCGGUUCACCAAUGGGUGCCGUUAUUCAUCCGAUCAUGCUG